Messenger RNA from Pipistrellus kuhlii (Kuhl's pipistrelle), 4642 nucleotides. RefSeq names its product epidermal growth factor receptor (gene EGFR). NCBI's taxonomy places the organism in Eukaryota, Metazoa, Chordata, Mammalia, Chiroptera, Vespertilionidae. The transcript has 28 exons. Gene Ontology annotation, biological process: positive regulation of epithelial cell proliferation; positive regulation of kinase activity; multicellular organism development. Gene Ontology annotation, molecular function: ATP binding; epidermal growth factor binding; epidermal growth factor receptor activity. The record is from RefSeq and is a predicted model, not a curated record. Bases 64 to 3684 code for a protein of 1206 amino acids. Gene Ontology annotation, cellular component: basal plasma membrane; signaling receptor complex.
CCGAAGCGCAGCCGCUGCCGCCGCUCCCGGGAUCCCGGACCCCGGACCCCGGGCUGCGGGGCGAUGCGCCCCUCCCGGGCGGCGGGCGCCGCGCUCCUGGUGCUGCUGGCGGCGCAGUGGCCGGCGCUCCCGGCGCUGGAGGAGAAGAGAGUGUGCCAGGGCACCAACAACAAGCUCACCCAGCUGGGCACCUUCGACGACCACUUCCUGAGCCUGCAGCGGAUGUUCAACAACUGCGAGGUGGUCCUGGGCAACCUGGAGAUCACCUACAUGCAGCGGGGCUACGACCUGUCCUUCCUGAAGACCAUCCAGGAGGUGGCCGGCUACGUCCUCAUCGCCCUCAACGUGGUGGAGAGGAUCCCGCUGGAGAACCUGCAGAUCAUCCGGGGGAACAUGCUCUUCGAGAACACGCACGCCCUGUCCGUGCUGUCCAACUACGACAGCAACAGGACCGGCCUGCGGGAGCUGCCCCUGCGGAGCCUGCAGGAGAUCCUGCAGGGUGGCGUGCGCUUCAACAACAAUCCCACGCUCUGCAACCUGGAGACCAUCCAGUGGCGCGACAUUGUGGACAGCAGCAACAUGUCGCUGGACUUCCAGAGCCCGCGCAACAGCUGCGGGACGUGUGACCCGAGCUGCCCCAACGGAAGCUGCUGGGCUGCGGGCAAGGAGAACUGCCAGCAACUGACCAAGACCAUCUGCGCCCAGCAGUGCUCCGGCCGCUGCCGCGGCAAGUCCCCGAGCGACUGCUGCCACACCCAGUGUGCCGCCGGCUGCACCGGGCCCCGGGAGAGCGACUGCCUGGUCUGCCGCCGGUUCCGCGAUGGCGCCACCUGCAAGGACACCUGCCCGCCGCUCAUGCUGUACAACCCCACCACCUACCAGAUGGACGUCAACCCCGACGGCAAAUACAGCUUCGGCGCCACCUGCGUGAAGAAGUGUCCCCGGAACUACGUGGUGACGGACCACGGCUCCUGCGUGCGCGCCUGCAGCUCCGACAGCCAGGAGGUGGAGGAGGACGGCGUCCGCAAGUGCAAGAAGUGCGAGGGGCCGUGCCGCAAAGUGUGUAACGGGAUCGGCAUCGGGGAGUUCAAAGACGCCCUGUCCAUCAACGCCACCAACAUCAGGCACUUCCAGAACUGCACCACCAUCAGCGGCGACCUGCACGUCCUGCCCGUGGCCUUCAAGGGGGACUCCUUCACCCGCACGCCGCCCCUGGACCCGCGGGAGCUGGACAUCCUGAAGACGGUGAAGGAGAUAACAGGCUCCCUGCUGAUCCAGGCCUGGCCGGAGAACAGGACCGACCUGCACGCCUUCGAGAACCUGCAGAUCAUCCGGGGCCGCACCAAGCAGCACGGCCGCUUCUCCCUCGCCGUCGUGGGGGUGGACAUCGAGUCGCUGGGGCUGCGCUCCCUCCGGGAGAUCAGCGACGGGGACGUCGUCAUCACCAACAACCCCAACCUGUGCUACGCGGACAGCGUCGCCUGGCAGCGGCUCUUCGGGACCACGAGCCAGAAAGCCAAGAUCCAGAACAACAAGGCUGGCGGCCAGUGCAAGGCCGAGGGCCGCGUCUGCCACCGGCUGUGCUCGCCCGAGGGCUGCUGGGGCCCCGGGCCCAAGGACUGCGUGGCCUGCCGGAACGUCAGCCGCUACCGGGAGUGCGUGGAGCAGUGCCACCUGCUGGAGGGCGAGCCCCGGGAGUUUGUGGAGAAUGCCGAGUGCAUCCAGUGCCACCCGGAGUGCCUGCCCCAGCCCAGGAACCUGACCUGCACCGGACACGGGCCAGACAGCUGCGUGCAGUGCGCCCACUUCAUCGACGGCCCGCACUGCGUCCAGACCUGCCCGGCCGGCGUCUUGGGCGAGAACAACACGCUGGUCUGGAAGUUCGCGGACGCCAGCCACGUGUGCCGCCUGUGCCACCCCAACUGCACCCAUGGCUGCACGGGGCCCGGCCUGGAACACUGCAUAACCGAUGGGCCCAGGAUCCCGUCCAUCGCCACGGGCGUCGUGGGCGGCCUCUUCCUGCUGCUGAUGCUGGGGAUCGGGGUGGGCCUGUUCCUGCGCCGGCGCCACAUCGUCCGCAAGCGCACGCUGCGCCGGCUGCUGCAGGAGCGGGAGCUCGUGGAGCCCCUGACCCCCAGCGGCGAGGCCCCCAACCAGGCCCUCCUGCGGAUCCUGAAGGAGACGGAGUUCAAAAAGAUCAAGGUGCUGGGCUCUGGCGCAUUCGGCACCGUGUACAAGGGACUCUGGAUCCCGGAGGGCGAGAAGGUUAAAAUCCCCGUGGCCAUCAAGGAGUUGCGGGAAGCCACGUCUCCGAAGGCCAACAAGGAGAUCCUUGACGAAGCCUACGUGAUGGCCAGUGUGGACAACCCGCACGUGUGCCGCCUGCUGGGCAUCUGCCUGACGUCCACGGUGCAGCUGGUGACGCAGCUGAUGCCCUUCGGCUGCCUGCUGGACUACGUGCGGGAGCACAAGGACAGCAUCGGCUCCCAGCACCUGCUCAACUGGUGUGUGCAGAUCGCCAAGGGCAUGAACUACCUGGAGGAGCGGCGCCUGGUGCACCGGGACCUGGCCGCCAGGAACGUGCUGGUGAAGACGCCGCAGCACGUCAAGAUCACGGACUUCGGGCUGGCCAAGCUGCUGGGUGCCGAGGAGAAGGAGUACCACGCCGAGGGCGGCAAGGUGCCCAUCAAGUGGAUGGCCCUGGAGUCCAUCCUGCACCGCAUCUACACCCACCAGAGCGACGUCUGGAGCUACGGGGUCACCGUGUGGGAGUUGAUGACCUUCGGGUCGAAGCCCUACGACGGGAUCCCGGCCAGCGAGAUCUCCACCGUGCUGGAGAAGGGGGAGCGCCUCCCGCAGCCGCCCAUCUGCACCAUCGACGUCUACAUGAUCAUGGUCAAGUGCUGGAUGAUCGAUGCGGACAGCCGCCCCAAGUUCCGCGAGUUGAUCAGCGAAUUCUCCAAGAUGGCCCGUGACCCCCAGCGCUACCUCGUCAUCCAGGGCGACGAGAGGAUGAGCCUGCCCAGCCCCACAGACUCCAACUUCUACCGCGCGCUGAUGGACGAGGAGGACAUGGAGGACGUGGUGGACGCGGACGAGUACCUGAUCCCCCAGCAGGGCUUCUUCCACAGCCCCGCCACCUCCCGCACGCCGCUGCUCAGCUCCCUGAGUGCCACCAGCAACAACUCCGCCGUGACCUGCGUCGACAGGAACGGGAGCUUCCCCCUCAAGGAGGACAGCUUCCUGCAGCGGUACAGCUCCGACCCCACGGGCGCCCUGAUCGAGGAGGACAGCCUCAGCGACGCCUUCCUGCCCGCGCCAGAGUACAUGAACCAGUCCGUCCCCAAGCGGCCGGCCGGCUCGGUGCAGAACCCCGUCUACCACAACCAGCCCCUGACGCCCGCCCCCGGCCGGGACCCGCACUACCAGAACCCGCCCAGCAGCGCCGUGGGCAACCCCGAGUAUCUCAACACCGCCCGCCCCCCCGGGGCCCCAGGGGCCCUCGACGGCCCCGCCCGCUGGCCGCAGAACGGCAGCCACCAGAUCAGCCUGGACAACCCCGACUACCAGCAGGACUUCCUGCCCAAGCAGGCCCAGCCCAACGGGCUCUCCCCGGGGCCCCCGGCCCCGCACGCAGACGCCCCGCGGGGGGCGCUGCCCAGCGGCGAGUCCAUCGGGGCCUGACGAGGAGGCGGCCACAGCCACGGCCGGCCCGCCGCCCGGCCCGCCGGCCGCUCCGUGCCCCCAACCUGCCCGCCCGGACUGGCUCGGCCGGAACCAGCAUCUCCUUAGAUGGUCUGACGGGCCCCCGCGGCCGGCAGCGCCCUGCUCCCAUGUGGCCCGCGGGUCUGGGGCUUCCCUCCGCCCUCAGGCCCUGAGGUCCCCCGAGGCACCGGGAGGGACAUUGUCCCGGGGCAGAUGUGCGCCCGGCAACGGCAGCGAGGUCUCUUUGGAGAGAACGAAAGCCGCCCCGCAGGAGGCGGGCUGCUGGGGGCCGGGGCUGGGGCGUUUUCUAUGGUCGGUACUGGUUCGGUUCUGAGUGAGCUCCUCGUAGGAGGAAGAGACAUGAGCGUCCGAAGCUCACGCUGCCCUGAGUGGACAGGGCGCCCCUGGGGCCAGAGCAAGGCCAGCUGGCAGCCGGCACGGACCAUCGGCUCUGCCCGGCCCACCCCCGCCCAGGGCCACCUGCGCCCCCCCUGACCCCAGCAGCUGACGGUACUCGGUACUCGGUACUCGGUACGGCGUGGCAGGUACGAGAGGCUGAGCCACGUUGAACCCCUCCUGAGCAGGAAGCCCCGGGGCAGACGCCUCCUCGGACUCGCUCUCCUGUCCGUGCGUCCGCGGUCCUCCCUCCCCGCCCCGGACCGGCGUCUUCCCAGGACCAGCCUGAGGACUUCCUCGUCCAUCGUCCAUUCCAUUCCCACCGGCGCCCGGGACGGACACAGCGCAGCCAGCGGGCCAGGCCGUCUGCCAGGCCGUGGGCAGCAUUCAGACCGGAGCCUUUUACUGAGACACGUUCCCUUCGGACGAGUGCGUGUCCCCCGGGCCGGCUCCGGGGAGUCCCCCGGCUGCGGGGGGUCGGGGAGAGCGCAGGUCCGGGCUGCGGAGAGCAGGCUGUGCUGGGGACCCGCUGAGUCUCCCC